AUGACGAAAAUAACAGAUGCAGCAACGAGACAGGCAGUUCAAAGUGCCUAUGACGCCGUUAGAGCAACUGUUGUGAAAAGUCAAGAAAAAGAGUUACAACAGACCAAAACAGACCUAGUAAAUGCUUUCUUAAAAACGAAAAGUCAGGUAGGACAUUACGCUGCAGAUGGAACAUAUGUGCCAGCUGGUGGAACUUAUAUACCAGCUGGUGGAACUUAUAUACUAGCUAGUGGAACUUAUAUACCACCAAACCCUCCAAGAGAAGCACCUGCACCAGGACUACCUAAAACAUUUACAUCGUCACAUGGACACAGACACAGGCAUGCACCAAAACCAACACAACAACCAACAGUUCAAAAUCCAGCACAACAACAACAACAACCAACACAACAACCAACACAACAACCAACAGUUCAAAACCCUGCACAACAACCAACAGUUCAAAACCCUGCACAACAACCACAAACAGAGCAAGGACAUAAAAGAAGUAGAGAACAAGGAAACCAAGAAUUCUUAAAAAUGCUUAAAGAAGACUAUGGUUACCCAGAUACUAUUGACUUUAGUGACAGAUAUAAAGAAGCUAUUCGAAAGUUCAAGGAUGGAAAUACUGACCCGAACCUAUUUAGCUUUAUGACUCAGCACCAAAUCGGACAUAAUUUCAAACCUGGAAAAUACAAGCUCGCAAAGGGAUAUGAUUUAAUAGCAUAUCAUCCAAAUGACAUGAACGAAUUUACUCCGAGAUAUUUGGUGUCAGAGAUAAAUGAUAAAGAUAAUUCAACUCUCUUCAUGAAACGCGUAAAAAAUAGAGACGGAACGAAAGAACAAAAGCUUAUGAAUGCGGAUGACGUAGAUAGGGAAAUUGUUGAAAACGGUCUCGGAAUAUAUGAAAUGCCAGCAGAUGAGGUACAAGAAACUCCACAGGAAGAAGUUCAGAUACAACCAGACAUGGAAGAAAUAGUUCAGCAACAACAGCUAGAAGAGCCUGAAGGAAACGAACAAGUCACUCCUUUGGAAACUAACUUCACAGAACUAGAUGAAGAUUUGGAACAGCCGAAAAAUCUUGACCCUCAACAAGAGUAUGCGGAGAAUAUGGAAUAUUUCCAAGAGUCUAAAAAAAAUUCGGCUGACAUAGUAGAAGAAUAUCGAAAAAUGUUUGCCGACAUACAAAAGACUCCAACACCAGAUGAAAAUAUUCGGCAUAGAAUGGAAGUACUGAAAGAAAAUGUACACAAAUACAACAACCCUUUUUACUUACGAGCAUUUAACGUUCAAUCUUUGGAUGAACUCGGUGAAAAUAAAAGGUUAAAUUUCAAGAAAACAUAUAGAAAUGAAACAUU
This is a messenger RNA of Trichomonas vaginalis G3, 1337 nucleotides long. RefSeq names its product protein of unknown function, DUF4106 family. The transcript has a single exon. The annotation marks the transcript as partial. The record is from RefSeq and is a predicted model, not a curated record. Lineage: Eukaryota; Parabasalia; Trichomonadida; Trichomonadidae.